This is a messenger RNA of Suillus clintonianus, 1079 nucleotides long. RefSeq names its product P-loop containing nucleoside triphosphate hydrolase protein. The coding region runs from base 63 to 968 and encodes 301 amino acids. NCBI's taxonomy places the organism in Eukaryota, Fungi, Basidiomycota, Agaricomycetes, Boletales, Suillaceae. The transcript is spliced from 5 exons. The record is from RefSeq and is a predicted model, not a curated record.
GAGGUCGACUGUUUUUUUUCGCCUCCAACCUCCAACUCGGUAAUUUUAAAGCUACAGACAGGAUGGACCUGACCUUGCAAGAUCUAGCGGCAUUCGCUGGCACACGGACGAUGCUUAUCCUUGUUGGACUCGUGGCAUCAGGAAAGUCCACGUUUGCUCAGGCGCUCGAACGUCACUUUCCACAAUUUCGCAGAUGCAAUCAAGAUGAGCUUGGGACGAGACAGCGCGUCGAGAGUUUAGCUCAUCGCACGCUCCGCGAAGGCUUAUCGCCCUGCAUUGACAGGUGUAAUUUUGAUGCCUUACAGCGAUCCCACUGGAUCAAUAUCGCUCGCCAGUUUCCUGGUACUUCCAUCAGCGUUAUUGUUUUCGAUACCCCCUAUCAGGUCUGCUCCGCCCGUCUUCAGGAACGAAGUUCACACCCGACCAUUAAGGACCCUCAACAAGGACAAUCUAUUCUGGCCAGGUUUGCGUCAGACCUCCAGUUCCCGCGACCCAAUGAAGGGCAUGAUCACAUUCUUUACUUAAAGCCUUCUGACCACCCUCGUCCCGAGUAUACGCGCGAAGACAUUGGUUUGAUCUUACAACGGCUCCAAGCUUCUUAUCCAUAUUUCAAACGGGGAAACGUUCAGCCUCCUAUGCAGGCUUCCUUCAUUUCCACAGGCUCAGCCCCCAUUCAUACACAAGGUCGCGGGUACAGAGCUCGCUAUGCUCAUCGCGGUGGCAGGGGCAGGGGCAGGGGCAGAGGCAGAGGCAGGGGCCGCCCCUUUUCGUCCAGUAGUCCUACUGGGUCCUAUUCUAGAAGGGGGGGUGAUGACCACGGAGGAAUCAGUAGAACUGUAAAUUCAGAAACAUAUUCGACAAGUGGGCACAAGGACUCUGAUAGAGGACACCCCGAGACCCAUGGAGCGGUCCGAGGAGUAGUAUGGGCAGGUACUAGCACUCCUGAAGAUCCCAUGGAGAUUUUAUGAACUUCAACCCUGGGUAAGAGAACUUACAACUUCGCAUUAGGCUCACGAAUAUAAAAUACUGCCCUCAAAAGUAGGUGCCCAGGGUUCCUUGGCAGGAUGGAACUUAUCUAA